AAUGACAGAGUGUAGUAGCAUGGGGGUGUCCAGUGGACAGGCGGAGACAUCUGAGAAGCCAGAAGCAGAGGAUAUGACCUCAAAAGAUUAUUAUUUUGAUUCCUAUGCCCAUUUUGGUAUUCAUGAGGAAAUGUUAAAGGACGAAGUGCGCACUCUCACAUACCGGAAUUCCAUGUUUCACAACAAACAUCUUUUUAAAGAUAAGGUGGUUCUGGAUAUGGGCAGUGGUACUGGGAUUUUGUGUAUGUUUGCUGCUAAAGCUGGUGCUAAAAAGGUUAUUGGGAUAGAGUGCUCCAGCAUUUCAGAUUAUGCAGUAAAAAUUGUCAAGGCCAAUAAACUUGACCAUGUUGUGACCAUCAUUAAAGGCAAAGUGGAAGAAGUGGAGUUACCUAUAGGAGUGGACAUCAUCAUCUCAAAAUGGAUGGGUUAUUGUUUAUUCUAUGAAUCCAUGCUUAAUACUGUCAUUUAUGCAAGGGACAAGUGGCUCACACCUGAUGGCUUGAUCUUCCUGGGCAGAGCAACUCUGUAUGUUACAGCGAUUGAAGAUCGUCAAUACAAGGACUAUAAAAUCCACUGGUGGGAGAAAGUGUAUGGUUUUGACAUGUCCUGCAUUAAGGAUGUAGCCAUUAAGGAGCCUUUGGUUGACGUUGUUGAUCUAAAGCGUCUUGUUACUAGCUCCUGCCUCAUUAAGGAGGUUGAUAUAUACACAGUCAAGACAGAGGUCCUAUCUUUUACAUCUCCCUUCUGUUUGCAUAAGAGAAGUGAUUACAUUCAUGCACUUGUAACAUACUUCAAUAUUGAGUUCACAAGAUGUCACAAGAGGACUGGCUUCUCUACUAGCCCAGAAUCUCCUUAUACUCAUUGGAAACAGACAGUCUUUUACUUGGAUGACUAUUUAACUGUAAAGACUGGAGAGGAAAUCUUUGGAACCAUCAGCAUGAAACCCAAUGCAAAAAAUAAUCGGGAUCUGGACUUUGUUGUAGACAUUGAUUUCAAGGGUCAGCUCUGCGAGAUGAGCAAGACUUCGGAAUACAGGAUGCGCCAGAGUAGAGGUCUUGAAGACAAAUCCCCACAUAGUACAAAAUGACGUAGUUCACUUUGUCACAGUUUCUCCAUUGAAAUGACAUCCUGAGCAAUGGACAUGUUUUUGUCAUUACACUGCCUGCCUAAGGUGCCAUUCCCUUAUGUUGCUGCCAUUUGCUAUUUCAUCUUUCUGUGUGGGAAACUUGUACUUUCAAUGUUGUGAAAUAAGUGAUUAACAAAGGACUGUAAGUUAAAUAUUUGGACAGUCUUCCCUGACUGACAAAGGACUCUUUUAUUUGUGUUUGCUGCUUUUAUAUAU
This is a messenger RNA of Erpetoichthys calabaricus (reedfish), 1342 nucleotides long. Its product is annotated as protein arginine N-methyltransferase 1-like. Gene Ontology annotation, molecular function: protein-arginine N-methyltransferase activity. Gene Ontology annotation, biological process: peptidyl-arginine methylation. NCBI's taxonomy places the organism in Eukaryota, Metazoa, Chordata, Cladistia, Polypteriformes, Polypteridae. The record is from RefSeq and is a predicted model, not a curated record. Gene Ontology annotation, cellular component: nucleus.